Messenger RNA from Alosa alosa (allis shad), 937 nucleotides. Its product is annotated as CMRF35-like molecule 8. The transcript is spliced from 10 exons. Lineage: Eukaryota; Metazoa; Chordata; Actinopteri; Clupeiformes; Clupeidae. Bases 21 to 788 code for a protein of 255 amino acids. The record is from RefSeq and is a predicted model, not a curated record.
UAGAGAGAAAACAACUCAGGAUGGGGUCUGGUCUCUGCUUGAAGAUCUUCUUGCUUUGCAGUGCUUGGAUAGUUACGGAUGGCACGUCCACCACCGAGGUGACGGGCUCCGAGGGCGGGAGUGUCCACAUCACGUGUGAAUACAACAAGCGCUACAGCAACAACACCAAGUACUUCUGCAAGGGCACGCCCCCUUUCUGUGAGGAUAUGGUUCGCACUGAUGCCACACACAAGCUGGUCAUACAGGGCAGGUACACGCUCGAAGACAAUGGCAGCGAUUCUUUCCAGGUGGACAUCGCACAGCUGAGUAUAGAAGAUGAGGGCAUCUAUCAGUGUGCCGUGGACAUACCAUUUAAAAUUGACCAAUAUGAGGAGGUCUACAUUGAUGUUACCGAUGAAGCCACCAUCUCUCCAACUUUGCUGCCCAACGUCACACUUCAGCAUGAAGGAACUGCAUUUCCAAAGCUGCAGCCAACCAUACAUCCAACAGCCAAUUCCACUACCGAUGGCCUAGAAAAAGUGUCCCCAGGGACAUCAGGACCAAAUUAUACAGCCAAUUCCACUACCGAUGGCCUAGAAAAAGUGUUCCCAGGGACAUCAGGACCAAAAGGAGAACCCAACGAACAUACCCCUAAAUUGGUUGUAGUGUUGUCAGCCAUCGUGGGCCUGACUGUUGUGCUGAUGGUGGCCAUGCUAAUACUCAGCAUUAUAUUGUGUGUGAAGAGGGCUAAGUCAUCAGAUUCAAUUAACCUUCCUGCAGCCAUGGAGACUGCAAGUGUCGGACCAUAAACUCAGAUUUGCAGAGGAUGCUGGUAAUAAUAAUGCAGCAGCAGUUUGGCUGACCAGCAAAACACCAUAACCAGACAAGAGGCAAGAGCUCACUACUAGCAUUAGUGUUUCAAACCAGUAAUGGCUGAAAUUGAUAACUGAAAAAUAAA